AUGGGCCAACUAUCCGAGGGAGAGCUUGUCGCUCGCCGUCGCAGAAAACAUUUGCGGACCAAGCAUCCCACUGGAUGCACCGAUCAGGAUCGCACAAAGGCAAUUAACCAUGCCAUAUACGAGGGCACCAGGCUCCCUCAAUGGUUUAUUGAUCUCAGAUUCUACAUUGAAUUUCUUCAUCCGAAUUAUGGAUUGAGAUUUCCCCUGGCGUAUAAUAACAUGAUCCAGGCCAUUACGACCCAUCCCUCCACCACAAUACAAGCCUCUCACAGAGAUAAAAAGCUGAGAACUGGCGACUAUAGCCACAAAAAGCUUGCGCUUACAGCAGGCUAUAAUAUAGAGAGCAAGGUGCAGGACCCAGUGAAUGGGAAUUUGGCGGAUUUAGAGGCAGAAUUAGAAGCAGAAUUGGAGGCUGCAUUGAAGGCAGAACUAGAACCUGAACUAGAGGCUGAGCUGAGUGCAGGCGAUGACAAGAACGACUCCACCACUGGGCUGGUAAGCCCAGCACUCAGCAGAGCAUGGACCGCAGAUUACGAAGAUGAGGAUGAAGAUAAGGAGAGAUAUGAGGAGGUAGCUGAGGACGAAGAGAUCGAGUCUGAACCACCUAUAUCGCGGCCCUGCAACAUCAGCGCCAGAACAGUUGAUUUCAUCCCAGAACUCGACCUCAACAGCAGUGAGCAGGAUACCACGGGCGGCAAGGACAAGGAUGGCUUCGGUGACUUCGAAAAGGAGCUUGAAGCUGCCUUGGAGGACGAUGGCUUCGACGAUGAAGAUGACCAAGAGUCUGUUAUAUCCGUCUGCACUUCUGAUGCGGACACCAUCCGUGGAGAGCCAGUUGAAGAGCUGGUUCCCGCGUAUCGGGGUUUGGAUAAACGCAGUGGUGCAGAGCAAGUUGUGCGGGCCUGGUUGGUUAUCGGUAUUGCAGAGGAUGAGUGA
This is a messenger RNA of Truncatella angustata, 936 nucleotides long. RefSeq lists its product as uncharacterized. The record is from RefSeq and is a predicted model, not a curated record. The transcript is spliced from 3 exons. NCBI's taxonomy places the organism in Eukaryota, Fungi, Ascomycota, Sordariomycetes, Amphisphaeriales, Sporocadaceae. The coding region runs from base 1 to 936 and encodes 311 amino acids.